Ailuropoda melanoleuca (giant panda) is the source of this 784-nucleotide messenger RNA. NCBI's taxonomy places the organism in Eukaryota, Metazoa, Chordata, Mammalia, Carnivora, Ursidae. The record is from the annotation of a RefSeq genome assembly.
AUGAUCCACCAAACACAUGCAUAUCAUAUAGUUAACCCAAGCCCAUGGCCACUUACAGGAGCUCUCUCGGCUCUUCUUAUAACAUCAGGACUAAUUAUAUGAUUUCACUUUAACUCGGUAUACUUACUAAUACUAGGCCUCACCACCAACAUACUUACCAUGUACCAAUGAUGACGAGAUAUCGUCCGGGAAAGUACCUUCCAAGGCCAUCACACCCCAAUCGUCCAAAAAGGACUACGAUAUGGAAUAGUCUUAUUUAUUGUAUCAGAAGUAUUUUUCUUCGCGGGAUUCUUUUGGGCCUUCUACCACUCAAGCCUAGCACCUACUCCUGAAUUAGGAGCAUGUUGACCACCUACAGGUAUCAUCCCCUUAAAUCCGCUAGAAGUUCCACUACUUAACACCUCUGUACUUCUAGCAUCUGGGGUAUCUAUCACUUGAGCUCAUCAUAGUCUAAUAGAAGGAGACCGCAAACAUAUGCUCCAAGCCCUAUUUAUUACUAUUUCACUAGGAGUUUAUUUUACACUUCUACAAGCCUCAGAAUACUAUGAGACAUCCUUUACUAUUUCAGAUGGAGUGUAUGGUUCAACCUUCUUUAUAGCAACUGGAUUUCAUGGGCUUCAUGUAAUUAUUGGUUCAACUUUUCUUACUGUGUGUUUUCUACGACAACUGCACUUUCACUUUACAUCCAACCAUCACUUUGGCUUUGAAGCGGCAGCAUGAUACUGACACUUCGUAGACGUUGUAUGGCUUUUCCUUUAUGUUUCUAUUUACUGAUGAGGAUCCU